Molecule: messenger RNA, 969 nt
Organism: Lottia gigantea (owl limpet)
Lineage: Eukaryota; Metazoa; Mollusca; Gastropoda; Lottiidae
Exons: 3
Coding region: 118-684 (188 amino acids)
Cellular component (GO): cytoplasm; nucleus
Source: RefSeq, a predicted model, not a curated record
CUACAGAGCUAUACAUAUCGACAGCCUGUAUACUUCAAUUUUGAAAUAAAGAAUUUAAAGAUAUUUAAAGGAAUACUUUGCGAAGUCGAAGUGAAAAGAAACAGGUUAAUUUAUUCAAUGAAAUAUUCAACAGUAGAAGAGAGAUUGUCGACCUUUGUUGGUUGGCCACACAGACACACACCCUAUCCCUUGGAUCUAGCCAGAGCAGGAUUUUAUUAUAUUGGACCUGGUGAUCGGGUCCGCUGUGCUUAUUGUAAUGGCGAUCUGAAUAAUUGGUCAGCUACAGAUAAUCCAUUAAAAGAACAUAUACGACUUCUUCCUCUAUGUCCGUUUCUUGAUGGAAGUUAUAAACCCGUGAAAGUGUCUCAAGAGUCUAAGUCGGGUUGGGUUCAAACAAAAAGGGAUCGUUUGAAAAGUUUCAUUGGAUGGAAUGGUCAAGUCGAUCCUAGACAAUUAGCCCAUGCUGGUUUUUAUUAUUUGGGUAACUCAGAUCGGGUUCAGUGUUUUUCAUGUCAGACUAUUUUUAGAGAUUGGGUAGCAGGGGACGACCCCUGGAUAGAACAUUCUAAAUGGUACCCGGAUUGUCCAUAUAUACAGUUAUGUCUGGGAAAAGAAAUAGUGAAGGAAAUUCGUCGCAAUGUGCUAAAGAACGCCCCAAUAGACGUUGUAGAUUGUGUUCAUUAACUUCCAGGAUGCUGUCCCAUUUUACUCCUGCCACUGAUCUAGUUUUAUUGAAAAGUUGUUCCAGUUUCUUAUUCAUUUUCUCAUUUUGUAAUUCUAAACAGUAUUUAGAUAAUAUUUUCUAUUUCAAUAGUUUAUUGACUCAGGAUAAAACCAGUAUAUUUAUUUCUACAAAGCUUUUAUAUUUUAUAAGUGAUAUAAAUAAAUUUUAUAUUUUUAAAUAUGUUAUGUUAGAUUGUUUAAAUUAUUUUGUGUAUUUAAUAAAGGAAUAUUUUAGUUUAAUUUUCA